Lodderomyces oxycetoniae is the source of this 561-nucleotide messenger RNA. RefSeq names its product 60S ribosomal protein eL18 (gene RPL18). The record is from RefSeq and is a predicted model, not a curated record. Gene Ontology annotation, molecular function: structural constituent of ribosome; RNA binding. Gene Ontology annotation, cellular component: ribosome; cytosolic large ribosomal subunit. Lineage: Eukaryota; Fungi; Ascomycota; Pichiomycetes; Serinales; Debaryomycetaceae. The transcript is spliced from 2 exons. The coding region runs from base 1 to 561 and encodes 186 amino acids. Gene Ontology annotation, biological process: translation.
AUGGGUAAAGAUCAUACUACAAAGCAGCAUAUCAGAUCAGGUCGCAGGGAUGCACCAAAGUCAGACAAUGUCUACUUGAAAUUAUUAGUGAAAUUAUACUCCUUCUUGGCUCGUCGUACUGAUGCUUCAUUCAACAAGGUUAUCUUGAAAUCAUUAUUCUUGUCCAAGAUCAACAGACCUCCAGUUUCAGUCUCGAGAAUUUCUCGUGCUUUGAAACAAAAGGGCUCCUCUGAGAAAACCAUUGUUGUUGUUGGAACUGUUACCGAUGAUAACAGAUUAUUGGAAUUCCCAAAAGCAACUGUUGCUGCUUUAAGAUUCACUGCAGGUGCCAAAGCUAGAAUUUUGAAAAACGGUGGUGAAGCAAUCACUUUGGAUCAAUUGGCUUUGAGAGCUCCAAAAGGUCAAAACACUUUGAUUGUUAGAGGACCAAGAAAUGCUAGAGAGGCCGUUAGACACUUUGGUUUCGGUCCUCACAAGGGUAAAGCUCCAAGAAUUUUAUCCAAGGGUAGAAAAUUCGAAAGAGCUAGAGGUAGAAGAAGAUCAAGAGGUUUCAAGGUUUAA